AUUUAUAUAGGAGAUGUGUUAUCAGAAUGAACGCCUGGACAACUGGAUAUUUGGACAGGACACUUUUCAAAGCUGAACUUUCUUCAUAACAAAACUGACAAGAACGAACUGGAAUAAUAGCAGAGAAUCAUCUUUAGUAGAUCAUGAUUUUCUCAACUAUUUUAAUUUGCCUGGGCAGCGGAUUCUUAAUGCUGGAAUACUCAGCACAACAACUAAAUCUGCCAAUUGAGGUGAGCGACUUUUUCACUGUUGUCAAUUCUAAGUUCACUUUCGUGGAUAAAACCGAGUUAAUCCAUGCCAUCAUGGAGGACAAAGCUAAGGUUCUUUUGAUAACACGACCACACCACUUUGGCAAAACAUUUGCACUAUCAAUGCUCCAAAAUUUCGUAGCGAACAACGAUUCUCGUCCACAGAAUGACUCUCAAGUAGACCUAUUUCAAGGGUUGAAAAUAGAAAAAAUGAAAUUUUCAUCAUUACACAAAUACCAAUACCCAGUCAUUUAUAUUUCAUUUGAGGGUGUGGUAGAACCCACUUCUAGUGGAGCAGAAGCCAAGGUUCGGUCAAUAAUAAAGGACUUGUAUCAUAAACAUGAAUACCUGCUCCACAGAAAGAAACUCAAUCAGGAGGAUGAAGAUUACUUCAGGAGAAUUCUCAAUGAGACAGCUGUUUACCAGGAAGUUAAACUAUCAGUUGCUUCUCUCAGUAGGUUCUUGCACGCAGCAACUGGAAAAAAAGUUGUUCUAUUGUUUGAUGCAUACGACAAGCCUUUUUAUACAGGAUAUUUCUACGACUACGAUUGCCAGAUGAAGAGUUUAAUUGGUGAGAUGCUUAAAUACAGUUUAAAAAUUCAUGGAAAAUAUAUAGAAAAAGCUGUGCUCACUGGUAAAGUUGUGCUGACCGAGGAAACAUUCCUUUCUGAAUUGGAAGAUUUGAAAAUACAUUCUGUUUUCAAUGAUACAAGGUACGCACAUCAUUAUGGCUUCACAGAGGUAGAAGUUGAUGCUUUACUCGCAAAGACACAUAAAAUGUCACAAAAAAUGGAGUUAGCAGUUGCAUAUUGUGGGUAUAAUUUCUCUGGUAGUAUUGUUUACAACCCACACUCAUUAAUACAUAGUUUGAAAGAGGGCAAACCUGGCUCCUACUGGUCAGAUGAACCAGACUUGAUGAGAAUUUCGAAAGCAUUACUGAUGACUGUGGGAAUGAAUAUAAAGGGCGUUCUGGUCUGUUUAUUCCAAAAUAAUCUGGAGGUUGGUUUAAACAUUGAAGAACAGUUUUCUUUCCAGACUCUGCAAAACGAGGAAAAUAAUUUAUGGACUCUACUUGUACAUGCUGGUUACUUGAACGCAGUGAGUCAACGUAAUGUAGAUGAUGUUAACUUCAAAAUAUUGAAAAUUCCAACACUGGAUGCCAAGAACUGCUUAAGGAACCUUUGUCAAGCAGCCUUUAAAAAUCAAUUGGAGACAAUCAUCGCAAAUUUCACAGAAUUCGAAAAGAGUAUAACAGAAGUCAACUUACCUAAAAUGGAGAAAUUCAUCGCUAGAAGCCUCCGAGAAGGUGGAAGGUUUUACAACUUCAAAAAAUUCAAUUCCAAGAAUAUGUAUUUGUCUUAUUUCUUGGGCUUACUGUCUCCCCUCCUCAAAUUUUACGCUAUUACAUCAAAACAAAAGGUGGGAUAUGGUCAGUAUGACAUUGCUCUGGCUCCAAAUAAAAAAAUGCGGAGAAAAUUUCCAGGGAUGAUUAUUGAACUCCAAAUAGCUGGAAAUAAUGAGAGUACUGAUGAGGCAGCAGGAAGAGCUGCAAAUAAAGUUGAUGAUAAACAAUACAUCUCUGUCUUUCACGGUCAAAACUACACGAAAUUUUAUGCUGUGGGAAUAGGGCUCUCGGAGCAAAAUGUCAGCAUCUACGGUUCUGAACUCGCUCUUAUGAAUACUGAUCCAGAACCAGAUGAUGAAGAUGAUGAACCUGAGGAUCUCCCAGAUUGGAAUAAUAAGUUUGUAAUUGAUUCUUUUAUGAGACCGCCUAUUGAUAACCAAAAUACACGUUUCUCUCACCACUGAACGUAA
Bemisia tabaci is the source of this 2063-nucleotide messenger RNA. The record is from RefSeq and is a predicted model, not a curated record. Lineage: Eukaryota; Metazoa; Arthropoda; Insecta; Hemiptera; Aleyrodidae.